GCUCCGUAUGCGUCAACCGGCUGUCAUUAUUAACCAAGAAUUAGAGUAGUAGCAAGGAUGUACCAUUACGAUAAGAAUAUAAAUACUUGAUAUAUUAUUUUUUUUCAGAAAUUACGAAAAUAUUUUCAUUUAAUUGAUUGUCUUCUAUAUCUCUAAUAUCAUAGUUUUUGUAUAUCUCACAUUUAUUUAUAAUUGAUACAAUAGACGCAACCUUUCUUUUUUAAUCUUGAUGAAAUGGCAUCUGUCAAUUGUAAACGUCAACGUUGUUUUGUGAAAAGGUUUUAAAAAUGAAAAAUGUUUAACGUGUCUUAAAAUUUUAUCAAAAAUGAAUUACAAAGAUAAUGUAUUGAAUCCAGAACCAAUAAAACCGAAAAGCAGUAUUCUAUGUUGGGAUAUUAGUGAUUAUAGUCAAACGAUUCAAUUUAUUUUGUGUACUUGUGCAGUAUUUAUAUUUUUCCUUCUAUAUGGUUACAUGCAAGAACUUAUAUUUACUAUUGAAGGAUUUAAACAUUAUGGUUGGUUCUUGACACUAGUGCAAUUUGGAUUUUAUAGCAUAUUUGGAUUAUUAGAAACGAAAAUAAGACGUAUAGGUACCAGGAAGAUACCAAUUAAAACGUAUUGUUUACUUGCUCUUUUAACAUUAGGAACUAUGGGUUUUUCGAAUUCGUCCUUGGGGUAUUUGAAUUACCCAACACAAGUGAUUUUUAAGUGUUGCAAACUUAUCCCUGUUUUAGUGGGAGGGAUAUUAAUACAAGGGAAAAAAUACGGGCCUCUAGAUUUCUUAGCUGCUUCAUUUAUGUGUAUAGGAUUAAUUUUAUUCACUUUAGCCGAUUCUAAGGUACAACCAAAUUUCAAUUCAACUGGAAUCGUGAUUAUAUCAAUGGCGUUAUUAUGUGACGCUAUUAUUGGAAACGUCCAAGAAAAAUCGAUGAAAAAUUACGGCGCGACAAACGCUGAAGUCGUAAUGUAUUCCUACACUUUAGGUUUUUUGUAUAUUUUUAUAAUAAUGUUGAUUUCUGGUGAUUUAAUUGACGGUAUAAAUUUUUUUUUGCGCAAUCCCAAGAAAAUGUACGGUUAUGCUUUUAUAUUUUCUUUCACGGGUUAUUUGGGUAUUCAGAUUGUUUUAACUUUGGUUAGAACGUCCGGUGCUUUCGCCGCCGUUACGGUAACAACAUGUAGGAAAGCUGUAUCAAUAGUUAUAUCUUUUAUGUUCUUUAGUAAACCGUUCAUAUUUCAGUAUUUAUGGUCUGGUUUACUCGUGGUUUUAGGAAUUUAUUUAAAUUUAUUUAGUAAAAAACACCCAAUUUCGUUAGGAGAUUUCGAAAAUAAAAUCGAAGCUGUUUAUAGGUACUUACGGUAUAAAUUUAUCACUAGUAGGUAUCAAAGUGGACGAUAUUUAACUGAAGUGUAAUUAAAUAAAAAUAAACUGAAAUAAA
This is a messenger RNA of Diorhabda carinulata, 1436 nucleotides long. RefSeq names its product adenosine 3'-phospho 5'-phosphosulfate transporter 2 (gene Papst2). The transcript has 5 exons. Gene Ontology annotation, biological process: transmembrane transport. Gene Ontology annotation, cellular component: endoplasmic reticulum membrane; Golgi membrane. Gene Ontology annotation, molecular function: 3'-phosphoadenosine 5'-phosphosulfate transmembrane transporter activity. The record is from RefSeq and is a predicted model, not a curated record. The coding region runs from base 326 to 1411 and encodes 361 amino acids. Lineage: Eukaryota; Metazoa; Arthropoda; Insecta; Coleoptera; Chrysomelidae.